This is a messenger RNA of Microthlaspi erraticum, 1122 nucleotides long. Lineage: Eukaryota; Viridiplantae; Streptophyta; Magnoliopsida; Brassicales; Brassicaceae. The record is from the annotation of a GenBank genome assembly.
AUGUCAGAAUCAGCCAAGCCCUACUUCGCAAUGGUAUGCCUCCAAUUCGGAUACGCAGGCAUGAACCUCGUGACCAAGCUUGUCCUUGACCGUGGCAUGAGCCAUUACGUCCUUGUGGCUUAUCGUAACGCCUUUGCCACGGCCGUCAUCGCACCUUUCGCUCUUCUCUCCGAGAGGAAAGUGAGGCCGAAGAUGACAUUUCCAAUAUUCAUGCAAAUAUUUGUUCUAGCUCUACUUGGGCCAGUGAUCGAUCAGAACUUAUAUUACGCCGGUCUUAAACUCACUUCACCGACUUUUGCCGGCGCCGUCACCAAUAUCGUGCCUGCUUUAACCUUUAUCAUUUCCACAAUUUGCAGGAUGGAGAAGGUGAAGAUUAGAAAAGUAAGAUUCCAAGCAAAAGUGGUGGGGACAUUAGUGAUAGUGGUUGGAGCCAUGUUGAUGAUUUUAUUCAAAAGCCCCCUAAUCAGCUUUCUCCGAUCAUACCUCAUCGGCGAUGCCUUGUCGCCGGCCGGAGAGGACUACCUCAAGGCCACCGUCGUCCUCCUCAUCGCCUCGUUUUCAUGGGCUUGCUUCUUCGUUCUUCAGGCAGCUACGUUGAAGAGAUAUUCAUCUCACCUUUCAUUAUCGACGACGGUGUGUUUCAUGGGAACGUUACAGUCCACAGCCCUAACCUUUGUGAUGGAACCAAACCUUUCUGCAUGGAACAUUGGCUUUGACAUGAACCUUCUCGCCUCUGCUUACGCGGGCAUAAUGUCGUCGAGCAUAGCGUACUAUGUUCAAGGGAUGAUGACGAAGCAAAAGGGCGUUGUCUUUGUCACUGCUUUUAACCCUCUAGUUGUCAUCAUCGGAUCUAUCAUUGGCGUCCUUAUCCUCGGCCAAAAAUUAUACCUUGGCGGGGUUCUUGGAAUGGUGAUUUUAAUGGUGGGAGUCUGCGCGUUGCUAUGGGGAAAGGAAGGGGAUGAAGAAGAGUACACUGAGGAGAAGUUUCUAGAAGUUGUCAAGUGUUGUAACAGCUGCGUAAAGAAUGAUCUCUCGACGAUGCCAAGAAUCGAUGAGGAAGAAGUAGACGUUGAAAUGCAAUCUACCGAGAAAGCUAAGGUGGUGGGGGCUGGUUUAUUGUAG